AUGACCCUAGAGCAGAAACCAGCUAAAGGCACAAGCCUAACAGAAGCUCUUACAGUGGAUCGACAUGCUAGCUCAGCAAAAUUUCUAAGGAGUUACAAAAGAGUGAAGACUGUCCAGACGGCUCUAUCGAGAAUCCUAGCCGCGCACACCGGCCGAGGGAACGAACUCCGCGAUCGGCCAGCGCACGUCCGCAUCUCGGCCAAGUCCACGGCCGAGCUCACGUCACGACCCGGGAAAGCAAGUCCCGCGGUCGGCCGUUCCAGCUCGCCACCACAAGCCGCGCACGACCGCGCGCGCGAGCCGGGAAGCAAAGCCUCGCGGCCGCGCAACCCGUACCACGGCCGACCAUCCGCCGACAGGAAGCACGUCCCGUCCGGCCAAGUUUCAUCGGCCAAAUCAUCAUCCGUCCGACCACGCGGCCGACCACGAACAUCCGGCCACGACCGUUCGACCGACGAUGGCCGACACGACCGAUGUCCGGCCGAUCGUCCCGACCGACCGUCCGAACGCCGCGGUCGACCCGAAGCCCGUUUUGAAGCCCGUUUCACAUUUUCAAGCCCGGCUUAA
Molecule: messenger RNA, 567 nt
Organism: Microthlaspi erraticum
Lineage: Eukaryota; Viridiplantae; Streptophyta; Magnoliopsida; Brassicales; Brassicaceae
Source: the annotation of a GenBank genome assembly